AUGAAGCCAUCCACACUCUCUUUUCUCCUUGGCCUGAGCCUCACCAAUCUCGCCACGGCCCGCACAGACCUAGAAGGCUGCGUCUCCUCCGAAAUCGUAAUCGACUACUACGCCAGCUACCUCUGGUACGUCCCCGGCACCGGCGAAAUCUGCUCCUUCCUCGACUGUGGCGGCGGCCGCGCACCCCCCAAAACAAACCAGCCCGGAUGUCCCCUCUACAAGGGAACUGCUACCGUCACGCCUAGCUAUAUCGAGGGCUGGGGACCCAAUGGCAAGCAGGCUGCUUCGACCACUACCGCUGCAGCGACUGCGACUGCUAUUUCUGCACCUGCUGAAACUACCUCGAGCUCUGCUGCGACUUCGGACGCUUCAACUGGCUCUUCUUCUUCGGAGGGCUCUUCUUCGGACUCUGCCUCCGGCACUGAAACCAGCGGCAGUUUGAUCACCGCUGCCCCCACCAGCUCGCCUGCUGUUUCUAUGACGACUACUACAUCGCCUGUUUCGAGCGCUGCCAACUCUACCUCCACCAGCCCUACGCCCACUGGUAAUGCCGCUAACACCGCUGCCUCCAAUUUUGGCGUGAUGGCCAUUAUGGCUGCCGUUGUUGGAGCUAUGGUUCUGUAA
Messenger RNA from Penicillium soppii, 624 nucleotides. RefSeq names its product putative cell surface protein. The coding region runs from base 1 to 624 and encodes 207 amino acids. The transcript has a single exon. The record is from RefSeq and is a predicted model, not a curated record. Lineage: Eukaryota; Fungi; Ascomycota; Eurotiomycetes; Eurotiales; Aspergillaceae.